AUGUCAAACUUGGAUUGUUCCCUCUGCCUGAACCCUGAAACCCUUCUGCAUGUAGUCGCGGGAUACCAGUCAUACCUUCCACGAUUUACUUGGAAACAUGACUCCAUUCUCAAUUUUGUCGCAAAAAUAUUCCAACCUGAACACAACUCCACGCUAUUUGUUGAUCUUCCUGGAUACAAGAGCCCAUCAAUAAUAACCGGUGACACUUAUCGCCCAGAUCUGCUUCUUUCGAUUUCAAAUGAUUGUCUGUACAUACUCGAACUCUCUGUCGGAUAUGAAUCCAAUCUCCAAAACAACGUCGAUCGCAAAAGGGAAAGAUACAAGGAUCUAAUUACGCAGCAGAAAGACCAUUUGAAAACUGUCAAAUUUAUUAAUUUGUCUAUUACUGCCUUAGGUGUUUUCUCCAAAGAAUGUAGCACGUUUAUGAAAAUGUUGAACGAAGUUGGUCUUGAUAAAAAACAUCAGAACUUUUGUCUUAAUAAGAAAAUAAUGUCCGUCGCCGACAAAAAAAC
This is a messenger RNA of Paramuricea clavata, 512 nucleotides long. The record is from the annotation of a GenBank genome assembly. NCBI's taxonomy places the organism in Eukaryota, Metazoa, Cnidaria, Anthozoa, Malacalcyonacea, Plexauridae.